GUGAACAAAAAAUACGGCGGCAUUGAAGGACUGUGCACAAAAUUGAAAACCGAUCCAAUAAAUGGGCUGCCAAAUGAGAAAUCGCUGCUGGAAGCAAGACGAAGGAUAUUUGGGAGAAAUGAAAUUCCAGCAGUACCUUCAAAAUCUUUCUUACGCCUUGCUUGGGAAGCCUUGCAGUCCGUCAACAGGCUAGCAUUUGCAGCGGCUAUCCGUCGCUUUUUGUUGGAUGAAUUGUCACUGAGGAAGAAAAUGGUACGAUUCGUGAUACUAGCGCUUAUGGUUCAUUAG
Gongylonema pulchrum is the source of this 288-nucleotide messenger RNA. Lineage: Eukaryota; Metazoa; Nematoda; Chromadorea; Rhabditida; Gongylonematidae. The record is from the annotation of a GenBank genome assembly.